This is a messenger RNA of Bombina bombina (fire-bellied toad), 1596 nucleotides long. RefSeq names its product ganglioside GM2 activator. The transcript is spliced from 6 exons. Gene Ontology annotation, cellular component: cytoplasmic side of plasma membrane. Gene Ontology annotation, molecular function: enzyme activator activity; lipid carrier activity. NCBI's taxonomy places the organism in Eukaryota, Metazoa, Chordata, Amphibia, Anura, Bombinatoridae. The record is from RefSeq and is a predicted model, not a curated record. Bases 385 to 996 code for a protein of 203 amino acids. Gene Ontology annotation, biological process: lipid transport; ganglioside catabolic process.
UACGGUUUUCUGUUGAUGAUCAUUCAUGUGUAGAAGAGAUUUUACAGGAAGUAGUUGGUGCCAGGAUUGUCGUUGCUUGCUGGAUUGUGAGUGAUGCUUUGUGGGUUUUGAGAAGCUCCAGUCGAAGGGAAGCAUUGCCACUGGGAAUAUCGGCUAGAGGCCCUAAAGGCAGAGAAUUCCAGCGCUGAACGUAUACGGUGGGAAUCUUUCACACAGCUAGCUGGUUUGCUGUAGAACACCAGCCCGUCCCUGUUGGCAUAAUAGAGUGCCGCUACUUUUACAAUAAGGAGCUGCACUGUUGGUGUGUAUGGGGAACUAUUAGGCAGAAGUGCAGAAAUAAUUAAUUGGUUUCAUUGUCACGUACCAUUGUGUGGCUUAGUCACCAUGGCUCACACUAUAUUCUUUCUGCUUACUUGUGCCAUACUGGGACAUUUCACUUCUGAAGCAGCAACAUGGCACUUAAGACGGAUCCCCUGGAUGUUCACUACGGUUAAUAGUUUCACUUGGGCCAACUGUGAUGGAGAAAGCCUCCCUGGGAAGAUUAAAAGUCUCUCUGUUAGCCCAGAUCCUAUUUCCUUACCAGGAGAUUUGACCGUCUCUACAGUUCUUACUACUACAGUUCCCCUGGUUUCUCCACUUAAGGUUGUUAUAAGUGCAGAAAAGAAACUGUUCGGUGAAUGGAUAAAAGUGCCAUGUGUAGAUAACAUUGGGAGCUGCACUUACGAUAAUAUCUGCGACUUCCUAGAUUUAUUGGUUCCUCCAGGACAGGAAUGUCCUGAACCUCUGCAUUCCUAUGGACUCCCCUGCCAUUGUCCAUUCAGAUCAGGAUCCUACUCACUGCCAGAAACCACUUUCACAAUACCAAAUGUUUCUCUCCCAUCCUGGCUCGCAAAUGGCAAUUAUCGAGUGACUGUAAUUCUGGAGGCUGGAGAAAAAGAAAUGGGAUGUGCCAAAUUCACCUUUUCUCUGGCUGCGUCCUUCAGUUGGUGGUUGUGAAAAACUCAUCACAUGACUAAAAGAAACGGAAAAGGGAGACAGAUAAUUCUUUAAACAGAUUAACCCCCAAAACUGAAUAACACGAAAUGGUACUCUUAAUGCCGAUUUAUUUAUAUUGCUUUUUAGUAUACAGACGUUUGCACUUGUCAUGUGCAGAUAGAGAAACAAACUAACGCUCGACUUGCCUGACCAUCAUAUGUUGAAGCCUUUCUGAACAAAAAGCAUAACAUUUAUUUUUAAUGGUUUUUUUGCAUCUACUAUUUUUUUUAUUUUUUUUUAACUAAUACCCUUACAGCUGAUAGCCAGUUUUAAAAUUGUAUUUGUACUUAUAAAAGCAAGGUUAUGUUUUGUGUAGUUUCCUAUAAAGAUUAAACUAAUUGAGCUUGGCAAUCAGGAAUUUACCUUCUGACAGUGUUUUACAGACCUGAGAAAAACAAUCGCUAAUCGCAAGGAGUACAAAUUUGUGAAAGAAGAGUAUUAUACUGUUGAAUAAAUGUAUUUAGUAAAGUCUUACUCACAUUGUACAUUUUUCAUUUAAAACUGUUAAUUUCUAAUUUAAUAAUGUACAAGAGCAAUUAACUGAAUAAAAUUUUAACCUAA